CUUUUUGAUGUGUGAGUGGGUGGUGCUGCUCUUUUCUCAUCAAAAAAACUCUUUGCUACUUAGUAUAUCUCUUCACUAUUCUUUCUCCUCUUUUCAUCUUCCAUCCAUCCAUCCAUUUCUACUUCUACUACUAUACUUAUUGGUGGUAUAAAUAAUUUCUUUGUUUACAAGUAGUAGUAUUUUCCAUUGAUCACCUCAUUUAUCUUCUUGAAACUUCUCAUUUCUAGUCUUGAAAACAACUAAAAGACUCCAUUUUUUCUUGAUCUUUUUUUCCAUUGUUUUCUUUCUUGUUUCCUCUUUUUUUUUUUUUUUUUUUUUGUGUGUUGAUUUACAUAUGGAUUUUGCCUUGAGUGCUAGAUAGAUAAGGUGAAGAAAGGGUAAAUUUCUUGGUGGUGGGGUUGUGUAUUGUGUUGACAGUAGGAGUUAUUAGUAUUAUUUUUGUGUGUAUGUGGAGAGGCCUUUAAUUAGGCUACUGUUAUGCUGAAGGCUAAGUAUAAUAAGGAGAUAAGACUAAGUAGUAGUCUUGGUAAAUAUAGCUACAGUAGCAGAAGCAGCAGUUCUUGUGACUGUUGGGAAGACAGCACAAGAAGAAGAAGAAGGGAGAAGUUUGUCAGCAGAUGUUAUCCAUUGAAAACAUUCCACCAGAUCCUUGUCAUAUCUCUCUACUGAAAAGUAGUAGUAGUGAUGAAAGGCCUUCUUCUCAUAACAAGCUAGUAGAUCUGUCAAAUUCUGACCUUGAUGACAACAAUAACAAAAAAUUCUCCAUAAGGGAUUAUGUUUUCAGAACCAGGAGAAAGGACAUCAAGACUAAUUGGCCAUUUUCUCAGAAAAAUUUGCAGCUUUGUUUGAAGCAUGGUGCGGCGACCGAUUUGUUACCUCCUUUUCAAUCUGUUAAGCGAUGUGCUGUAGAUGAUCGUUCGGCUGACGAGGACAAUAUAAUCAUCAGUACUUCUGAGGAGAAACAUGUUGAGCUAGAUGAUGAUCCUGUGUCCACCAGUUCUAGCAGUGGUAAAACUAGCCGUGGUAUGCCAAAACUAGCUGUGGAUUGUAGAAAUAUCAAUUCAAGCGGAUCUGAUAGAGAGAAAGGGUUUCAUUCAACGAUAACCAGUCGGUCUUGUUCUGAAAUUGAUUCAGUUCCAACAGCUGAUCAAAGAAAUCGUUGCUUGGGAGCAGAAGCUGUUAACUUGCUGGAACCUCCGGUCAAGAAACCUGAAAGUAAGGGUCUUGUACCUCCUAUGUCAAACAAGAGUGGGAACACGGUACAACAACCGGGGAAAAAGUGCAGAAUAAUAGUCAAAUUGGGGAACGUCACAGAUCGGAAUGUGGAAGAGGACACGACUACCACAAACAAUUUCAUGGUUUCCGAGGCAAUGGCUUCGAAAGUAUGUCCAGUUUGCAAGACUUUCACAUCCUCAUCAAAUACGACCUUGAACGCUCACAUUGAUCAAUGUCUUUCCGGGGAGUCAUCAACAGUCAAGUGGACAGCAAAUCCUAAGGUGGUUAAGUACAGGAUAAAGCCAAGGAAGACAAGAUUGAUGGUGGAUAUCUAUUCAACGGCUAAGAGCUGUACACUGGAGGAUCUUGAUAGGAGGAACGGAACCAACUGGGCUUCAAACCCGAUUUCAUCUGUUCGAGAAAUCACUGAUGUGCUUGCUGUUGAGACACUGGAAAAACCUCCUCCCGCGAACCUUGAAUCCAUUGCUAAUGAAGGUGCUGUUUACAUUGAUGCCAAUGGCACGAAGCUUCGAAUUCUGUCCAAGUUCAACGAUGAGCAGCCAUCAUCAUCAAAGCGGGUUAAUGGUCCUCUCCACAAAAAAAUGGUAGAUGGAGAUAAAAGAUGCAAAUUCCUUUUGACAAAGAAAGGAAAGAAAAGUCAUAUCCAGAAACAUCACAAGCUUAUGAAAUCUGCUUCUCAUUCCAAAAGGUUUUGCUUGUCCAAGUCCGAUUACUGUCCCAAGAUUAAGAGUGGUCGAGAGAGCACCUUUUCUCCCAAAGAAAACGUGGACAAAGAGAAGCACCUCAGAUCUCCAGACCAGAUGUUAUCAAAUGGAUUGGGAACCAUAAAACAAUGGGCAUGUUCGAAGAGAACUGGCCUCACAAGGAAGAUCAAUGAUAAGGACAACCAUCGGCUUUCUGGAGGUGAUAUGUCGACUGGCUUGCAAAGUGACAAUGAUGCAUUGCCUCGGACUGAUUCAUUUAUGAAGAGAAGCGGUCUUCUGAAAUCUCCAAGGUCUUCUGUUUGUUUGCCCGAGAGUAGCCAAAGAAUGGGGGAUAUGCUACUUGAUCAGCCUCAAGAUGAAAGGAGUGAGGAGCCUUCUCUGAAAAAGAAAGCAGACUUAUCACUGUCUCAAUCUCCACUCCCAUCUAACAAGAAGAGAUCCCUAGUGUUACAAAGUUGCAAAAGAAAGCAUAUGAAGGUAGAUGGCCAUUCUGGAAACAAUAACUCUGCGGAUCGUCCAAAAUUUACGGUAGAUCAUGCACUUUCUGUGCAAAAUACGAGAGUUGGGAGAAACACCGAUAACUCUGAGAUCAAUUGUGAACAGUCCACCCCUCAUCCAUCAUUCUCCUCAAAAGCGAGAAAGUUGUCAUCAUUGAGGAAGAAUCUUUCAUCCAUCAGUGAAGGGCCUGCUCGUGGUGUUAAAUGUAAUUUGAAGUGGAAAACAGCUUCCCUUAAGAGGUUUACUGUGAGUUCUAGCUCAGAAGCCGAAGUUUCCCAGACUGAAGGAGAGAAACAUUGUUUAAGAGGAAAUCUCAGUGAAACAAGCGUGCAAGGGAGCAAGAGUUGUGAUAGGGUGAUUGUUAAAAGAUCUAAAGUUUUGAGCAUCAGGAAAAAUAGGGAGGGGGGGAUUAUGGCCUCUGACGUGGAAGGCACUCGGGGCUUGAAGCGCUCACAAUCCUCAGCUGAGACCCAUUCUGAUAAUGAAACAGGCAACAUUUUAACAGGUGCAUCUGAUGCUAUUAUGGGGUCUGUGAAAGCGAAUCAUCAAAGUCAGAAUGACGAGACUAUGGAUCCAGUUGCCUCUGAAUUCGCUGCGAGGGGUGAUUUUAUGAGUUGUAGCAAGUCUAUGGAUGAUGGAUCUGAUGAGAUGUCCGAGCCUGCUAGGUCUCACUGCGACUCACAAUUGUUUAGUGAAGAGUACAAAGGAUCUUUUCUUGGAACCAAAGCUGCAACAUGUUCACAAGAUCCUAUUUUAGGUGUUGAAGGGAUGCUUAGUGCAGUUGAAACUGGGAAAAGUAUGAUUGAUGGCAAUGUCCAUGAUGUUGCUGAAUUGGGAUCUAACGAUGGGCAAGGGAAUUACUUUUUGGAGGUUGAUCCGAUUCUCAUACCAGGACCACCCGGAUCCUUUUUACCUAGCCCUGGUCGUAUGAACUCAGAAGACCUUCAUGGGAGUUCAUCACUAACCAGCAGCAGAAUUCAAUCUUCAGCAGAUCAUCCUGGAUUUGUUGAUCAGGAUUAUUCCGGUUCGCCUACGUCUGCUGCAUCAACAGUUUCUAACUCAACAAUGGCUAGAAUUGGCUCAAGAUAUUCGGAGGAUUUGUAUGACGGUGGAAGGGAUUCGUCAGAAAUGCUCAGAUGCCACACUGGCUGGGAAGAUAAAAGUUCUAGCUUAUCUAGCAGCACUGUUGAUCUUCUGGUGGAAAAUUCUGUCACACCACGUCAGACUGCAGAUACAGGAAAUGAUAAAGAUGGACUGGAUAAAUUUAAUGCAAAUACGUUAUUUCCUGGCAAAGGAACUUUCAAAUUUGCAAAUGAUAAGCCAUGUUGUUGUGUGAGGAAAGAAGGAGCAUCUCAAGGGUUUGCUUUGAAUCGUGAAGAAUCACAGCUGUUACAGCGACGAACCAUGGCCCCUUCCUCUUUUCCUGCCACAGAGAAUCAGUUGAGCCGUGAUUCACUCAUGAGACCUAACAAUAUCUUAUUGAAGAGCAACUCAUUUUCUCUUAGUGACUCAAGUUCAGGACCCGAAACAAAUGCCACUAAAUCAUCCACGGGACAUUCUCAAUUUGGUAUAUCUGCUGAUUCUGAGUUCAAGCUCCUAACUCGUGAUUCGGAGUUCUUUAGUCCGUCUGCUUCUAAUCCAGUUCUCAGACUGAUGGGAAAGGACUUAAUGGUGAUCAACAAAGAUGAAGAUUCCUCACUGAAAAGAUCAUCCCACCCAAAUUUCAUGAAUGACCUGGCAAACACUAGACUUCCUGGUGUUUCUUGUGGCAAUCUUCGUAAUGAGGAUCUCAGUUCCUUCCGUCAGGUGGAUGUGCAUAAUCGUCUCGUCUCUCACUUCCCUCAAAGUGGUGGUCCAGUACAGCAUUUUGACGUCAGAUUGUUGAAUGGUUUCAAAAGUCAUGACAGUUACUCAUCAAGGCCACAAGAGCUGUCCCCUACAUCUCCAGCCUCGUUUUCAUGUAAGAGCAAUGGCAGUGGAUUGAUGGGUUCCUUUGGCAGACAAGACUAUUUAGGCGGGUGCAAUUUACCUACUGUGCGUGAUGGACCAAACGAGACAUGUGAUGUGAAGAAGUUUGUAGCAACUCCUCCCAUCUCUCACUGGCAGAAAGGAACUUCAGUUGGGACGAAUGCCGUCAGAGAAAUCAUUGUAAUUGAUGAUUCUCCAGAAAACGAGGCUAAUUCUGCAUACACCAUGGGCACGGGGAAAAUGCAGAUUAGCUCGGGCUAUACUUCAAGGUUUGUGGAUCUCUGUGAAAAUAUACCACGUGGUUCUCCUUACAGUGGAUCCGGAGUAUCUCAGAAUGCAAAUUUGCCUACUCAAGUGAACGAAAUUCCUGCUAAGACGUGGAAUGUCAACUCAGACAGUUGUAGUUUAGUUCAUCCAAGCUCUUUCUCGGCUUCCUCAUCACCUGCAGGUCCUUUUAGAUCAUCUUUAUAUUAUUCUCCAGGCUUUUCCUAACCAAGAAGUCACCUUUUGCAUGGUCAUUUACUCUCUUGACUGACAAUAGAAACCUGAAAGAAAACGCGGCAACGUUGAGCAGAUGAGUUUUUCUAGUUUGGGUUUUCGCUUUCAUAGCGUGUUUGAUGUUUACUCAAAAGUUCCAUAUAUAUAUAUAUAUAUAUAUAUAUAUAUAUAUAUAAUGCAGAGUUUACUGAGGCCAGUUGAAAGUUCCCUGGAGUGUCCAAUGUAUAAAGAGUCUUCAAAUAAUGAGUUGUUCCAAAGAAUAUGAACUUCCAAGUUGGUUUCUUUUUAACAUCUUUUUCUCUA
Molecule: messenger RNA, 5207 nt
Organism: Capsicum annuum
Lineage: Eukaryota; Viridiplantae; Streptophyta; Magnoliopsida; Solanales; Solanaceae
Exons: 4
Coding region: 618-4898 (1426 amino acids)
Source: RefSeq, a predicted model, not a curated record